AUCUCAGAAAAUUUUCACUGUGACCUGAACUCUGACCAGUUCAAAGGAUUUCUCCGUGCCCACACGCCCUCUGUUGCCCCAUCGAGUCAGGCGAGGUCUGCGGUGUUCUCCGUCACCUACCCAUCCUCAGACAUCUACCUAGUAGUCAAGAUUGAAAAAGUCCUUCAGCAGGGAGAGAUUGGAGACUGUGCGGAACCCUACAUGGUUAUCAAAGAAAGUGAUGGUGGAAAGAGUAAAGACAAGAUUGAAAAACUGAAACUUCAAGCUGAAUCUUUCUGCCAGCGUUUGGGGAAAUACCGGAUGCCCUUUGCCUGGGCUCCUAUAAGCUUAGCAAGCUUCUUCAACGUCUCCACCCUGGAGAGGGAGGUAGCCGAUGCAGAGUCCGUGGUUGGAAGAAGCUCUGUGGGUGAGCGGAGAACCUUAUCCCAAUCUAGAAGGCUUUCAGAAAGAGCCCUCUCCUUGGAGGAAAAUGGGGUCGGAUCCAACUUCAAGACCACCAGCAUGACCAUUAACAGCUUCUUCAAGCAGGAGGGAGAUCGACUCAGUGAUGAAGACUUAUUCAAGUUUUUAGCGGACUACAAAAGAUCUUCUUCCUUACAGAGAAGAGUCAAGUCCAUUCCAGGCUUGCUCAGACUGGAGAUUUCUCUGGCUCCAGAGAUAAUCAAUUGUUGUCUGACUCCUGAACUACUGCCAGUGAAACCCUUUUCUGAAAACCGGACACGUCCACACAAAGAGAUUUUGGAAUUUCCAAUCCGGGAAGUGUAUGUCCCUCAUACUGUGUACAGAAACCUUCUCUAUGUCUACCCACAGAGGCUGAACUUCACUAACAAGCUAACAUCUGCCCGGAACAUUACAAUCAAGAUCCAGUUCAUGUGUGGAGAGGAUCCGAGCAACGCUAUGCCGGUCAUCUUUGGAAAAUCCAGUGGGCCUGAAUUUCUGCAGGAAGUGUACACAGCUGUCACAUACCAUAAUAAGUCUCCAGACUUCUAUGAAGAAGUGAAAAUUAAGCUCCCUGCUAAGCUCACAGUAAAUCACCACCUCCUGUUCACCUUCUAUCAUAUCAGCUGUCAGCAGAAGCAAGGAGCCUCCAUAGAAAGUCUCCUGGGAUAUUCAUGGCUGCCAAUUCUCUUAAAUGAACGUCUUCAAACUGGAUCCUACUGUCUCCCAGUUGCCUUGGAAAAGCUGCCACCCAACUACUCCAUGCAUUCUGCAGAGGUAACCAGCAAGCUGGCCGUCAGCUGUUUCUUGUCCAGCCGUGAUCUUGGACCACCUUCCCAGAUCCACUUCCCAGUGCCUUCAACAGGACUGAGGAUAGGAUGCUCAGCAUAUGUUGGGGAACAGUCGUCUGUCAGCAUACAGUGUUUUCUGGGAACACAUGGGUCUGAUAGGAUGGGAAAAACAACUAACCAUGAAAAAACAUUCAUUUAGACAUCACCAAUUCAGAACAUUUAGUAAAUGCAGCCUG
Myotis brandtii (Brandt's bat) is the source of this 1465-nucleotide messenger RNA. Its product is annotated as dedicator of cytokinesis protein 8. NCBI's taxonomy places the organism in Eukaryota, Metazoa, Chordata, Mammalia, Chiroptera, Vespertilionidae. Gene Ontology annotation, biological process: positive regulation of GTPase activity; small GTPase-mediated signal transduction; positive regulation of establishment of T cell polarity. Gene Ontology annotation, molecular function: guanyl-nucleotide exchange factor activity. The record is from RefSeq and is a predicted model, not a curated record. The annotation marks the transcript as partial. The transcript has 10 exons. Gene Ontology annotation, cellular component: cell leading edge.